AGCUGAAGAAGAUCCAGAAGGUCCUGAGAUCAGAUUACCCAGAAUGCUUUGAGAGUCAGAGGGAGGAUGAGGAGGUGUUGGGUGGUGAAGAUGAGCAGAGUAGCAGCAGAGAGGCAUUUCUGAACAUCAUACUGCACUUCCUGAGGGGCAUGAAGCAGGAGCAGCUAGCUGACUGUCUGCAGAGCAGAACCAGAGCAUCAGUGUGCCGAAGCAAACUCAAGUCUAACCUGAAGGAGAAGUUCCAGUGUGUUUUUGAGGGCAUUGCUAAAGCAGGAAACCCAACCCUCCUGAACCAGAUCUACACAGAGCUCUACAUCACAGAGGGGGGGACUGCAGAGGUCAAUGAUGAACAUGAGGUCAGACAGAUUGAAACAGCAGCCAGGAAACCAAACAGACCAGAGACAACAAUCAGACAAGAAGACAUAUUUAAACCCCGACCUGGAAGAGAUGAACCAAUCAGAACAGUGAUGACAAAGGGAGUGGCUGGCAUUGGGAAAACAGUCUUAACACAGAAGUUCACUCUGGACUGGGCUGAAGACAAAGCCAACCAGGACAUACAGUUCAUAUUUCCCUUCCCUUUCAGAGAGCUGAAUGUGCUGAAAGAGGAAAAGUUCAGCUUGGUGGAGCUUGUUCAUCACUUCUUUACUGAAACCAAAGACGCAGGAAUCUGCAGGUUUGAAAAGUUCCUGGUUGUGUUCAUCUUUGACGGUCUGGAUGAGUGUCGACUUCCUCUCGACUUUCACAACAAUAAGAUCCUGACUGAUGUUACAGAGUCCACCUCAGUGGAUGUGCUGCUGACAAACCUCAUCAGGGGGAAACUGCUUCCCUCUGGUCGCCUCUGGAUAACCACACGACCUGCAGCAGCCAAUCAGAUCCCUACUGAGUGUGUGGACCUGGUGACAGAGGUCAGAGGGUUCACUGACCCACAGAAGGAGGAGUACUUCAGGAAGAGAUUCAGAGAUGAGGGGCAGGUCGACACAAUCAUCUCCCACAUCAAAACAUCACAAAGCCUCCACAUCAUGUGCCACAUCCCAGUCUUCUGCUGGAUCACUGCUACAGUUCUGGAGGAUGUGUUGAAAACCAGAGAGAGAGGAGAGCUGCCAAAGACCCUGACUGAGAUGUAUAUCCACUUCCUGGUGGUUCAGUCAGAACUGAAGAACAUCAAGUAUGAUACAGGAGCUAAGACCGAUCCAUACUUGAAGACGAUUGAGUCUCUGGGAAAACUGGCUUUUGAGCAGCUGCAGAAAGGCAACCUGGUCUUCUAUGAAUCCGACCUGACAGAGUGUGGCAUCGAUAUCAGAGCAGCCUCAGUGUACUCAGGAGUGUUCACACAGGUUUUUAGACAGGAGAGAGGAAUGUACCGGAACUACGUGUUCUGCUUCGUCCAUCUGAGUGUUCAGGAGUUUCUGGCUGCUCUUCAUGUCCAUCUGACCUUCAUCACCUCUGGUGUCAAUCUGCUGUCAGAAGAACAAACAAGACACCGGUGGGCUAAAGUAUUUAGAGGGAAACCUAAACUAACACAUCUCUACCAGAGUGCUGUGGACAAGGCCUUACAGAGUACAAAUGGACACCUGGACUUGUUCCUCCGCUUCUUCCUGGGUCUUUCACUGCAGACCAAUCAAACUCUCCUACGAGGUCUGCUGACACUGACAGGAAGUAGCUCAGAGACCAAUCAGAAAACGGCGAAGUACAUCAAGGACAAGAUCAGUGAGACUUCAUCUCCUGAGAAAAGCAUCAACCUGUUCCACUGUCUGAAUGAACUGAAUGAUCAUUCUCUACAGGAGCAGAUCCAACAGUACCUGGUAUCAGGAAGUCUCUCCACAGAUAAACUGUCUCCUGCUCAGUGGUCAGCUCUGGUCUUCAUCUUAUUGUCAUCAGGAAAAGAUCUGGAUGUGUUUGACCUGAAGAAAUACUCUGCUUCAGAGGAGGCUCUUCUGAGGCUGCUGCCAGUGGUCAAAGCCUCCAAAAAAGCUCUGUUGAGUGGUUGUAACCUCUCAGAGAGAAGCUGUGAAGCUCUGUCCUCAGUUCUCAGCUCUCAGUCCUCUAGUCUGAGAGCGCUGGACCUGAGUAACAACAACCUGCAGGAUUCAGGAGUGAAGCUGCUGUCUGCUGGACUAGAGAGUCCAAACUGUACAUUGGAAACGCUCAGUCUGUCAGGCUGUUUGGUUACAGAGAAAGGCUCUGCUGCUCUGGCCUCGGCACUGAGCUCCAACCCCUCCCAUCUGAAAGAGCUGGACCUACGUAACAAUAAUUUAGGAGACUCAGGAGUAAAAUUGCUGUCUGCUGAACUGAAAGAUUCACAUUGGAGACUGGAGACUCUCAGGUUUGACCAUGGUGGAGAAAUAAACACUCAACCCUGGUCUGAUGAAAUAUUCCUGUGAACUCACAUUGGAAACCAUCACUUCCGUGGAAAGCCGUGGAGGAAGGUGACACAUGUGAGAGAGGAGCAGCCAUAUCCUGAUCAUCCAGAGCGAUAGAACUCAUUCAUGUAGCAGUGACUUACACAGGCUGGUCAUCCACACCUUCAACACCACAUGAACCUCUUUAUCCUGGGUUUAGGUUUUGGUCUAUGUCUUACACCUCGCCUGGUUCAGUGUCACAAAUAACUGCUCAUUGUGCACACUACCACCUACAAACAACUUAAAAUGUAUACCAUUGCAAUAUCUACUUAGUCACUAUAUGAUUUCUAUUUGUUGAGAAUGAAAAUGAUUAAUUGUAAAACUGGCUGGAUUAAAUGGUUUAGUCUUCACAACUCAGUUCGUCAGCUGUUGUGAUCGCAGUGUGGCCAGUAGCAGCACUCACUGUCAAAUAUAAUUGAGGGGAACUUCACCAAAUUUGAGCCACAGAGAUCCAAAAGAGCUGCUCUUCAAACUACCUGCAUUCAUUUAUUUAAGUUUCAUGUGUUUUUGCCUGCAGGUGAGAACAUGUACUCUCCAUAUAGAGGUGUUGUUUGUCAAGUUUACCAGUCAGGAAAAUCUAUUAAUUUUAAGAAUAUACGGACACAGUUUAUAUCCUGUUUUUUCAUGGUCACUUAAUUGGAGAGAUUAUAUAUUAAAUGUCCUGUGAAUGAGUUGUACCAAGAUAUUAGUUUUGUGUUUGUGUGUUGUUUUUAUGUUUUGUAUUUCUUAUGGUAUAUUAUUUGGCAUUUGCAAGAUGAGUUUCAGAGGGCAGACGUAUUGAGUACUACAUUGACAUUUUCUUUUACUAUGCAUCAUCAUUUGUGUAUAUUGUGAUACUUCUUUUGUGUACAACUUGGAACAUUCAAUUAAGAUAUUUAUAUAGAAAAAAACUCAUCAAAGCAUGAAAUUUAGUUUGGUCGACAGGGAAGACAAAUAUAUCAAU
This is a messenger RNA of Cottoperca gobio, 3342 nucleotides long. RefSeq names its product NLR family CARD domain-containing protein 3-like. The transcript is spliced from 6 exons. Gene Ontology annotation, molecular function: protein binding. Lineage: Eukaryota; Metazoa; Chordata; Actinopteri; Perciformes; Bovichtidae. The record is from RefSeq and is a predicted model, not a curated record. Bases 150 to 2381 code for a protein of 743 amino acids.